AGUUAUGAAAUUGAUACCGAGUCGCUGGUCGCCAUAUGAUUGAAAUGCGCGGAAGUUUCCACUUGUCGUUUCCAAUUAGACAAGUGUACAACAACCAAGUUAAGAGCAACAACAACCAACAGCAACAGCAGCAACAACAGCAACAAUAGCAACAACAACGUCGACAACAACGCGGAACACUACAAAGCCAACGGACAGCACGCAACAUAGCCACAGUCGGGCCACAGUCAACGUUGCGCUAACGUUGCCAAUAUUGUUAGUUGUUGGGCAUUCACAAAGAAAUUAAUAAAUAGAAUUGAUAAAGGACACAGCAGCAACACACGCCAGCAACAUGACUCUGGAGCAGGAGGAGGAGCUCAUGCCGCCGCCCUACGAGGCGGGCAUGGCCACCGUCUGCAAGGAUCUGGACAAGGGUAGGCCGGCAGCCAAUACGAACCAUAACAGCAACAGCAGCAGCAACAACAUUGCCAAGCACAGCAGCAACAGCAACAGCAACAGCAACAACAAACAGAGCAAAUCGCAUAAGCGCAAAGAGAGCAGCCUCCCGCUGGGCGAGCGACAUUUGGCCGUGCUCCGCCAGGAGCUGAUGGUGUUCCUGGGCAACAGUGGGGUCUUGGGCUCCGGCAUGGUCGUCAGCAUGCCCAGCGUAACGCUCAACCAGCUGUGCGAUGAAACACAACCCUUCUGGCUGAACAAGGAUGAGGCCAGCUGGUUUGCGUCCAUCAACAAUAUGGCCUGUCCGCUGGGCGGGCUGAUGGUCAGCUUCUUCCUGGAUCGCAUUGGACGCAAGUACACAAUUCUGCUGACGAAUGUGAUUGGAUUGAUUGGCUGGCUGCUGCUCGCGACAAGUUUCCUGCACACGAAUCGGGAUUACAUAUACGCCCAGAUGCUGGUGGGCCGUGCCUUUGGUGGCAUUAUGAUCGGCAUGUUUGUCUCUCCGGUGGGCGUCUACUCGGCGGAGAUCAGCUUGCCCCGGAUCCGGGGACGACUCAUAUUGGGCACCUCGAUCGGCCUGGCAUCGGGCAUCCUGCUGAUGUACGUGCUGGGCUAUUUUAUACGGCACAAUGUGGUGCUUAUUGCGAGCAUCAGCUGCGCCUAUCAGCUGGCCGCCACGCUCCUGGUGAUGCCCAUGCCGGAAUCGCCCAGCUGGUUGCUGCAAAAGGGACGCAUCGAGCUGGCGCGCCGUUCGCUGCGCUACUUUCGCGGACUGCAGCGCAGGGAUGACGAUUGCGUGCCGGAGUUCGAGGCGGAGCUCACCCAAAUGAAGAUGACGGCGGACAACAGUCGCGACACGGCGGCCAGCGAGUCCAUCGGCCAGGCCAUACGCCGGCCGGAGGUCUAUAAGCCGCUGCUCAUGAUGAUUGGCUUCUUUGGCUUCCAGCAGGCCUGCGGCGUUGUUGUGAUCAUUGUGUAUGCGGUGCAGAUAGCCCAAACGGCGGGCGUUACCAUCGAUCCGGUGCUGGUCGCUGUCAUGCUGGGCGUGGCACGCAUCAUAACCACCUUCUUUAUGAGCAGCAUCUUCGAGAAGUGGGGCAGACGGCCGGCGGGCAUCUUCUCCGCCAGCUGCAUGGGCAUCUGUAUGCUGCUGCUCGCCGCCGGCGGCUGGCUGCCCGAGACGGUGGGCACCUGGUCCUGGCUGCCGGUCGUCUGCAUUGUCGCCCACAUUGUGUUCUCCACGAUGGGCAUGCUGACGCUGCCGUUCAUCAUGAUAUCGGAGGUCUUUCCGCAGAGUGUGCGUGGCAGCGCCUCCGGCGUUUCUGUAUUCUUUGGCAUGAUAUUGGCCUUCAUCUGCCUGAAGAUCUAUCCGAAUAUGGAGGCCUGGCUGGGCACCGCCAAUCUGUUUGCCUUCUAUGCGUGCGUCUCCUUUCUGGCCGCCCUCUUCAUCCUCAGCUUUGUCCCGGAGACACGCGGUCGCACCCUCAUCGAAAUCGAGGAGCACUGGCGCAUGGGACGCCGUGGCAGGCGGGCGCAACGCGCCUCCGCCGCGGCCGUUAGCAAUCUGAAGGAUGUCGAACUGCACGAGGUCUUCCUGAAGAAGUGAACCCGGCUUGUGCGUGUGUGUGUGUGUGUGUGUGUGGGAGAAACCACGCGUGCGAAUGCAAUCUGUGAUGUGUUAAGUACUUAGCCUUAGCCAAAUGGAAUGCGGCAUUUUCUAUGGCAACAGCAAAACAACAAAACAACAACAACAAAAACAAGUUAACAAAUAAAUAAAUAUACUAUAACUAACUAAA
This is a messenger RNA of Drosophila montana, 2231 nucleotides long. RefSeq names its product facilitated trehalose transporter Tret1-like. Gene Ontology annotation, biological process: transmembrane transport; carbohydrate transport. Gene Ontology annotation, molecular function: sugar transmembrane transporter activity. The record is from RefSeq and is a predicted model, not a curated record. Bases 332 to 2041 code for a protein of 569 amino acids. Lineage: Eukaryota; Metazoa; Arthropoda; Insecta; Diptera; Drosophilidae. The transcript has 3 exons. Gene Ontology annotation, cellular component: membrane.